Molecule: messenger RNA, 2379 nt
Organism: Panicum virgatum (switchgrass)
Lineage: Eukaryota; Viridiplantae; Streptophyta; Magnoliopsida; Poales; Poaceae
Product: derlin-1-like
Exons: 5
Coding region: 1294-2067 (257 amino acids)
Biological process (GO): endoplasmic reticulum unfolded protein response
Cellular component (GO): Hrd1p ubiquitin ligase ERAD-L complex; endoplasmic reticulum membrane
Molecular function (GO): misfolded protein binding; ubiquitin-specific protease binding
Source: RefSeq, a predicted model, not a curated record
CCUCUGGAAAUUUCGCGCAGCGACCUCCCCCGGGUCUUCUUCCUUCCUCCUCCCAAGCUUCGAGCGAACAGCCGAGAAAAAGGAAGCGGAGUAGCGGACGGGAGACCAGGAGUCAAGGACCAGGGAGAUAAUCGAGGCCUCGAAUCGGUCGACGCGACGAGAUGUCUUCGCCAGCCGAGUACUACAAUUCACUUCCACCAAUAAGCAAGGCAUAUGGGACAUUGUGUUUCUUUACCACCGUCCUGUUUCAUCUCCAUAUACUGAACCCAGAAUUUAUUGGCUUAUAUUACCCCUUUGUAUUCAAGAAAUUUGAGGUUAGCUUCUGUUUUCUGUUUCCUUUUUUCUUCUACCAAUUGCACCACAUUUGUACAGUUUCACAUUCUUCAGUUUUGCCUGCAAAAGUUUGUAAGUCUGCAUAGGAGGGAUGUUGCUGCUAGCGUAUAUCAUAACAGUUGCAACGUACUGCUUUUUUUAAUAGAAGAGCGGGGAGGAGGGCCCUACUAAAUAAUUAUAUAUUAAGCAUUUGUGUUAUUGUGUAUACAAAAGGUGUACAAAAAGGAUACAUGGGAAACACACAUUUCAAAGCAAACUUAAGAUUAUCAAUUACCUAGCCUUUAAAUUUAAUGAAGCCUAGGAAAAAAGAUAUGGCUCACUUUUUCUUUAAAGAGAUCCAUGUCAGAAAUUAACCUUACCUUCCAUCAAUGUGUAUUGGGAGGAACUUCCUUUGCAUGGAAACAUCCCAAAGUUAUUAGUUCCUUAAGAUUUAAUGCUUUUCCUUGGCAGCCGUACCUAGAGAGAUGUAACACUGAAUGACAAUCAAGUCACAGCAACUCUUUACUAACUGGCAAUCAAAGAAUAAAUGACCCCUUCUAAAUUAUUACCUCUGCAUAGUAUCCAGAAUUUAGGUUGGGGAGGAUAAUAAGGAUUUAAGGAUUUAUUGUUCCUCAAUUUGCAUUAUCUGUUGCAGCAUCUCUCUCUGCUGUAUGUUCUAUAAAAUGGAUCAGAGUAUCUUCUUAUCAAUUUAAUCUGCGCUGCAGUCUGUUGUGAUAAGGUAGAUCUAGGGAUAGCACGAAGAACCUGUUUGUCGCCCUCCCUUGGAGGCUCUGACUACUUUUAGGGUUCUUCUUGCUUGCCUCAACUGAUACAAAGGUGUCUCUUUUAUAGAGACGACUGACUUGACCCCUAAGCAAUAUCCUAACCGAAUCAAUCUAACUUAUCUCUUUCCUAACAAACCCAACGAAUCCUUAUUCCCGGCACUGUUCACGUGGUACUGUUCACGCAGUACAGUACCGCAUGGGCCCUAGACCGGCUCCACUUGCCAUAACAUGUUGCCUGCUUAUUUCUUAUCCAUGUUUUAAAAUAAUAUUUUUGGGCCUUACAGAUAUGGAGGUUAUUUACAAAUUUCUUUUUUCUGGGCCCGUUUUCCAUCAACUUUGGUAUUCGUCUUCUGAUGAUGUAAGUUCAAGUUUUUUUCAGACACCAAUUGUUGAACAAGUUACUUCAACAAUAUUAUCAAUAUUUAGCUUGCAGCAGUUGUUUGAAAUUGAUUUACUUAUUUUGGCAUAUAGAGCAAGGUAUGGUGUGCAGUUGGAAAAGGGUGCGUUCGAAAAGCGGACUGCAGAUUUCUUGUGGAUGAUGAUAUUUGGUGCCAUCUCACUACUGGUACUGUCAGCUAUUCCCCUAUUUAAGCUUUCAUUCUUGGGAAUACCUAUGGUCAGCAUGCUUCUGUAUGUCUGGAGCCGAGAGUAUCCAAAUUCUCAGAUAAAUAUGUACGGCCUCGUCCAAUUGAGGUCUUUUUAUCUUCCAUGGGCUAUGCUUGGAUUGGAUGUGAUAUUUGGCUCACCAUUACUGCCUGGCUUUAUGGGUAUCAUAGUUGGACAUCUAUACUACUUCCUUGCAGUUUUGCACCCGCUAGCCACUGGAAAGAAUUAUCUGAAGACUCCGAAAUGGGUGCACAGCAUCGUUGCUCGAUACAAAAUAGGUGUGCAGGCAAACUCUCCGGUCCGACCAGCAGCCAACGGUGGUACCGGUGCCUUCAGAGGAAGAAGCUAUAGACUCAAUCAAUAGAUUGACCAGGAUAGCUCAUCUUAUAAUGUGAUGCUGUUGGGACUGCAAUGUAGAGCAGAGCUCACAGCUCAGGACAUACAAGUUUAAGGGUUGCUCUCUUAGGGGCUCUAGAAAAAUCUGGGCUUGUUACACUUACACGGAAUGGCGAAUCUUUCGAGUGCUGAUUUAGUUCCUGAAAAUUAUCCGCUUCCAUGUUCUACAUAUAAAAUUGUGUAAUGCCCGUUUGUCUUGUACACUACCUGUACAAAUAACUGUGCACCCGCCUGGUUUUUGUGGGAGAAUAUUACAUUUAUAUGGGCCGAGCUGUUUUGU